ACUUGAGGACGUGGUGUACGAUGAUUUGGGGGCACCUUCCAACCACUGAAUACUGAUAAUGACGUCUGGCAGUCCGAGUGAAAUUAUCUGAAUAAAUWCUAAUUGUUAUGAUAUGACAUGGCUUGAAACGAUAUUGUUAUUUGUUAGAUUAAAUUACAUAAGUUGGUGACAAAUGACGAUGAYACAUUUCAGGUACAUAAAAAAAUAACUCAAAUACAUAAUACAUUCGUUAUUUAUACUAUAUGUUGUUCGGCGUUAAAAAGUGUACAUGAGUGUUUCUACUAAAAAUGAUUUCCAAGACGCUUUUAGUUACUUUUUCUAUUCUUGUAGUAUUGUGUCUUAAAUCAUUGUCACAAUAUGCACCAGCACCGCCUGGUGUGAAUCCACAAUUGUAUCAGCAACAGCAACAAGUACCUAUUCAACAUUUACCUCCACAACAAAACGUUCCUCACCAAGUACCUUAUCAACAGCAACCGCCUUCACCGCCAUCGCCUCAGCAGCAGCAGCAACAUCAUCAACAACAACAACAACAACCACCAUUGAAUCAUGGUCACAGUUCCCAAGGACAUCAACCCCAUGCACAACAAGUAUUACAUAAUCCAAAUUUAGCAGAAGAAAGCGAGCACAUAAAAAAACAUUUAGAUAUACCAACAUUAGACACAAGCAAAAUGUCUGAGCAAGAAUUACAAUUUCAUUAUUUUAAAAUGCAUGAUGCAGAUAAUAACAAUAAAUUGGAUGGAUGUGAACUUAUCAAGUCUCUUAUACAUUGGCAUGGUAAUUACUAAUUGAUUACAAGUGUUGGAAAUGG
Messenger RNA from Diuraphis noxia (Russian wheat aphid), 808 nucleotides. RefSeq lists its product as uncharacterized. Gene Ontology annotation, molecular function: calcium ion binding. The record is from RefSeq and is a predicted model, not a curated record. NCBI's taxonomy places the organism in Eukaryota, Metazoa, Arthropoda, Insecta, Hemiptera, Aphididae.